UUUGUGUGUGUAUGAUAGUUUUACUUCUUACCAUUUUAAGCCAAAAAAAAAAGAUCCUUGUUGGUUUAACUUUCAGGUCAGAUGAUGAGUGUCAUGGCAGCACUGUGUAUGAACAUGCUGACAAUCAGCAUGUUACUGACUAUAUUCAUUCUUUCAGGUGCUCUGGCUUGUCCUGAGGAUUCAGCUUUAUUCGUCACUACACCAGAGAAGCUGGAAGCACUGAGUGGAUCUUGUCUCCAAAUCCCAUGUAGCUUCAGACCCAAAGAAGAACAGAAAUUUAACAGCACAAGAAAAACCUUUGGAGUGUGGAUUAAAAAUGAUACCAAAAUUUCCAUUUAUCCAAACAAUGUGAUCUACAACAGUAGUGGAGCAGUUAGCAUCUAUCCAAUGAGUAUUACUGGGAACCUGAGUCAGAGAGACUGCACCACUCUGUUUUCUGAUUUAUCCACCACAUACACAGACACAUACUUCUUCAGAGUAGAGAAUGAACCAUUCAAAGCCACAGCUUACUGUGAUCGUCUUCAAAUUACAGUUAGAGAUUCUCCUUGGAGGCCCAAUAUUACAAUCUCAGGUGAUCUGAAGGAGAAGGAGUCUGUCACUAUAACCUGCUCAGCUCUCACUCCCUGUCCACACUCCCCUCCUCAACUCACCUGGAAUCUCCAACAAGACUCUCACAACAAAAUAGAGGAAAACACAGAUGGAAGCUUUACAACUAAAAUCCAGCAGACCAUCACUCUGUCAGACACACAUGAUGGAAAGAAGAUCAGCUGCUCUGCCAGAUAUCCUGUGAACCAAGGAAAAGACACCAAGACAGCAGAGACAGAAGAGACUCUCAGUGUUUCAUACCCUCCCAGGCUGAUCAGUCCCACUGGUCCUGUAUCAGUGGGCAGCAUGGUGACUCUAACCUGUUCCUGCCGGGCAAACCCUCCUGUUGACAGCUAUGUCUGGUUCAUGACCAGUGGUGACAAACUGGAGACGAUCAAAGCUAACACAAAGGUUUACAGCUUUGAGGUGACCAAACUCGAUCGAGACAGAUUGUUUUACUGCGGCUGCGGGAAUCAUCUGGACAUCCAGAUAUCAGCAGGCAGUCAGCUGCUGUUUGAAGGUGACGAACACUGGGGGAAAAAGGCUGUAAUGAAGACUGUGGGAAUCAUAAUACUUGUCAGCAUACUGGUCAUCUUUGAGUGCUGGUUUAGACUGAAACGUCCCAACAAACCAGAGGCAGAAAGAUAAGCAGAGCUUAUAAUCUAACAACUAAAGUGUCUGCAAGUCUCAUGAGGAAGUGAAAUCUAAGGAAGUAAAAACUUAAAAUAUCCCUUCAUUUACUGCCACGGUUAGCAAGAACCUAAAGCUUGUACAAGUUUCUAAAAUUCUCUGUUGUUUUAAUGGUAAUACAGAAGAAAGGUUUAAAUACUAGUGUCCUCACAGCACACAGCGUACCGAGCAGCCACAUGAUAGUAAAGACAGUUGUUGCUGGUUUUGAAAAGUGCCACAGUGCAGCAUUUAAAAGCUAAAGAAACAUAUUACCCAACACUGGGUGACAGAAUCCUAAUUCCAAAAAAAGCAGGGGACUUUCUGUGUAUCACUGAUGUGUAAUUGCACUUCUUUUUUCUACCAUCAUGAUCAGUUUGAUUCAUCUACAAAACCACAGAAUACACAGAGCACUGGUCAUGUGACACUUGAAACUUUUAAAAUACAAAUUCAUAUAAUAAAGAAAAGCACUGAUGAAAACAACAGAUCAAGUCAAUUAUUAAUAUUUAGUAAAACGAAUCAUUACUAUAGCUUUAACAAUAGAAACAGAGAAACAUUAUCACCUUCAUAGUACAAAUGAUGAAUUAAGUAAAUUCCGGACAUUAGCAAACUUCCGGAUAAAGUUCUGGAUGAUUUUGGUUUUCGUGUGUUUUUACUGCUUUGUGUUUGUCCAUGUCAUCUUUCAAAAAUAAAAAAAUCUGUAUUUGAUUUCAUGAUUUGUGAUUGGUGAAACCUCUUUUUCCUUUUUAAAGGUAAUCACACUUUGUGAGUGAACUGGAUGCAUGUGUGAAUGUAUUUCACGACAUGUAGUAUUAAGGAGAUAAUAAAACUGGAGGUUGAGAUUAAAGCUUUCAGUUUUAAUCAGCACCUUUAUCGCCUUUUCUCUCAGCCCAGUUUGUGCUCAUAUAUCUUCAGAAUACCUGUGUGUAUAAUUACUGUUGAUAUUGUAAGGAUCCGAGAUUGGUGGGGUUUGCUUUUCCUGUUUUUACCCAUCGUUUCUUUAGGAACAGGUGGGUGAGUGGGCGUGGCCGCAGUUCUCGGGGUGUUCGGCUUGUGGUGUUUGGCAUCGUCAAGCUGGUGAAGAACAGCGUUGUGCCAGCUGUGCUUCAGCUCUGUGGUAAUGGGCUCAUUCCGGGAAUCUCCAGCAGUAACCUUCGUCUUGUCGUCAUCCCUCUGCAGAGCUACUCCUACUAAGAUCGCUCGUCUGUUUACUCCGUUCGCCCCCCCGGAGAACAGCGUUAGGCACGGAUUCCUCACUUCGGACCUUCACGCCGGUGCUUCACCUGCUUGCCUGGAUUUCUCCUCAUCACCUUCCUGCACUUUUCCCAAACGUCCAGCCACCUGCCCGCCUGCUCCCAUUAAUCUAACGUUACUGUGUGUGCGCUUAUCACCGGUCUUUGUCCUUUUUCUUUCUCUUCAGGUCCUUCCCGUUUCACCUGCUCAUCAAGUGUUUCCAUUUUCCUUCUUUAAUUCACCGUAAAUCAACUUUU
Molecule: messenger RNA, 2741 nt
Organism: Oreochromis aureus
Lineage: Eukaryota; Metazoa; Chordata; Actinopteri; Cichliformes; Cichlidae
Product: myelin-associated glycoprotein-like
Exons: 7
Coding region: 82-1233 (383 amino acids)
Source: RefSeq, a predicted model, not a curated record